AUGGAAACUGUCACAUUAUUUGUUGAUAAUAUUCCGGAGCAGAAGGAUCAGAUGUGGUUAAAGCGAGCUUUUAACAAGUUUGGGGAAGUUAAGGAUGUAUUUAUACCUCUGAAAAGAAGCAAGAGUACAGGCAACAAAUUUGGUUUCGUCAGGUAUGAUUGCUAUGAGGCAGCCAACAGGGCAAUAUCAAGAAUGAAUGGAGUUUGGGUGGAGAAGGAGAGGCUUUUUGUUAAAGAAGCCAGUUUCAGAAUCAAUGAAUUGAAGUCUACGGUGAAACAUCUCAGGCCUCCAUUACAGAAGGAGAAAGGAAUCUGGCAAGGUGUGAAUCCAAUUCAAAGAUAUGGUAAUGAGGUGCAGAAGGAGGAUAGUAGGGCUGAGUUCUAUGGUGGUCUCGGUGGAAUAAAUAAAUCUUUCGCUCAAGCUCUCAAAGGGGAAUCAUCAAAAGCAGGGCCUGAUCAAAAGAAUUUUUUAAAAAUCAAAUAG
This is a messenger RNA of Rhododendron vialii, 483 nucleotides long. RefSeq lists its product as uncharacterized. Gene Ontology annotation, molecular function: RNA binding. The transcript has a single exon. Lineage: Eukaryota; Viridiplantae; Streptophyta; Magnoliopsida; Ericales; Ericaceae. The record is from RefSeq and is a predicted model, not a curated record. Bases 1 to 483 code for a protein of 160 amino acids.